AUGAGCAAUAUCAACAAUGAGGCCGAUAUGGAAAAAGUCCAAGACUGGCUAGAUAAGUUUAAGAACGACAAGGGAUGGGUGCACAGCCUCAUACCAGGCAUCAAGGUCGUCUCAACAGACUCCACUCUCCCUCACCCCUCCGUAACCUUCUCUUUCACCGUUCAGGACGAACACACCAACGGUCUGGGCAACCUCCACGGCGGUGCUGCUGCCACUCUUCUCGAUUUCUGCACCUCCGUGGUCCUUGCGCUCGUCAGCAAGCCCGGCUUCUGGCAGAUGAUGGGUGUCAGCCGCACCUUAAAUACUACGUAUAUGCGCCCUAUCCCAGCGGGUAUGGAGGUGCUCAUGCACUGUGAGAUCCUGCAGGUGGGAAAGAGGCUGUGUGCUUUGAGAGGCACCAUCAGGAGAAAAAGUGAUGGGGAGCUGCUUUGCAUUUGCGACCAUAACAAGGCAAACGUUGACCCAGAUCCCAAGUUGUAA
Molecule: messenger RNA, 480 nt
Organism: Trichoderma asperellum CBS 433.97
Lineage: Eukaryota; Fungi; Ascomycota; Sordariomycetes; Hypocreales; Hypocreaceae
Molecular function (GO): fatty acyl-CoA hydrolase activity
Source: RefSeq, a predicted model, not a curated record